Molecule: messenger RNA, 1724 nt
Organism: Drosophila guanche
Lineage: Eukaryota; Metazoa; Arthropoda; Insecta; Diptera; Drosophilidae
Gene: TfIIEalpha
Product: general transcription factor IIE subunit 1
Exons: 2
Coding region: 200-1489 (429 amino acids)
Biological process (GO): transcription open complex formation at RNA polymerase II promoter; transcription initiation at RNA polymerase II promoter
Cellular component (GO): transcription factor TFIIE complex
Source: RefSeq, a predicted model, not a curated record
AUUGAAAGAACAUAAGUUGAAAUUUUAACAAAACAGGGUAAAUAGGAUACAUAUGGCUUCAAAACGUUAAAAAAUGUAUAGUCGUAGGUACCCUGCCCGCUGCCUGUAACGAAAUCAACGCCCCCUCCUGCGGUUGAGAGGAAAACUGGGCGAAGCGCGUGGAUGCUAUUUGGUGGCACCACAGGCGUAGAUACACGAGAUGUCGUCGACAUCAGCUGCUGCAUCCAACGCAGCACCGGCUAAAGAGGUGCGCUAUGUCACCGAGGUGCCCAGCAGCCUGAAGCAACUGGCGCGACUGGUGGUGCGAGGAUUCUACUCGCUGGAAGAUGCCCUGAUCAUUGACAUGCUGGUGCGGAACCCCUGCAUGAAGGAGGACGACAUUGGCGAGCUGCUGAGGUUCGAGAAGAAGCAGCUGCGGGCGCGGAUCACUACUCUGCGCACCGACAAGUUCAUCCAGAUCAGACUCAAAAUGGAAACGGGGCCGGACGGCAAGGCGCAGAAGGUCAACUACUACUUCAUCAACUACAAGACAUUUGUGAACGUGGUCAAGUACAAGCUGGACCUGAUGCGCAAGCGGAUGGAGACGGAGGAACGGGAUGCAACCAGCCGGGCCAGCUUCAAGUGCUCGAUGUGCUCGAAGACGUUCACGGAUCUCGAGGCGGACCAGCUGUUCGACAUGGCCACGCUGGAGUUUCGGUGCACUUACUGCGGCAGCUCGGUUGAGGAGGACAGUGCGGCAAUGCCGAAGAAAGACUCUCGCCUGAUGCUGGCCCACUUCAAUGAGCAACUGCAGCCGCUCUAUGAUCUCCUGCGCGAGGUGGAGGGCAUCAAGCUGGCACCGGAAGUCCUCGAGCCAGAACCGGUGGACAUAGACACGAUACGUGGCAUUACGAAACCGAAUGCCCUACGACCCGAGGGCAUGGCGUGGUCAGGUGAGGCGACGAGAAACCAAGGCUUUGCCGUUGAGGAGGCGCGUGUCGAUGUGACCAUUGGCGGUGAUGAUACGUCCGACAAUGUGGUUGAGCGCAAGUCGCGGCCCAUUUGGAUGACGGAGAGCACUGUGAUAACCGAUGCGGAUGCGGCGGAGGGUGCUCUGCAGGACGUUGCCCAAACGUCGAGCACAUCCGGACACCGGAACCGCAAGGAAAACGAGGAUAUUAUGUCGGUGCUGCUGCAGCAUGAAAAGCAGCCCGGCCAGAAGGAGCCCCAUAUGAAGGGAAUACGCGUCAACUCUUCGAAUGCAAACUCGAGCGAUUCCAGUGACGACGAGAAGGACAUAGACAACGCCAAGAUACCCGAUCUCGAUUUUGAGAACUACAGCAACUCGGAGUCCGAGGAGGAAGCCGACGAUGUGCCUACUGUUUUAGUUGCCGGACGGCCUCAUCCCCUGGAUCAGCUGGAUGACAAGCUGAUAGCCCAAAUGACGCCGCAGGAAAAGGAGAACUAUAUACACGUCUACCAGCAGCACUACAGUCACAUUUACGACUGAGUGCCUCUGCAGCACUUUCCCCCAUUCUGCCCUGACUAAACUUUAUGGAUAGUGUCAUUGUAGCUCUAAGUACAAUAGUUCCACACAAAAAAUGGUACAAAAUCAUCAAAUUUGGUUUACAAAAAGCGCGUCACCAUAAUUUGAAGCAACCCUUAAUAUGUUUGUAAAUUCAUGAAAUAUACAUAUACCUUGCUAGCAAGAUUUUUGCCUGCUUUAAUGCAGUGAUUGACUUAAA